UGGCGGAAGCCAGAUUACGACGAAAUGCCGGUAGCCGUCAUAUACCAACAAUUUCACUUAAUGAUCGGCCAUUGUUUAUGCAAAAUGGAAAUCGUCGCUUUUCAAUCAGCGCUGGCGAUACACAGGAAAUUAGCAAUUUUCGUCGAGCAUUGCCACAAUUUUUAGCCGUUAGUGUUAAAAAUAUUUUACUUUUUGUGUAUGGAAUGACCUUGGGUUUCCCAACAAUUGUUAUACCUGCCAUACAAGGUGGCGAUGGCCGAGAACCCAGCGAUAUUGUUUUAAAUAAGGAACAAAUAUCAUGGUUUAGUUCCAUUAAUUUAAUAUGUGUCCCUUUGGGUUGUUUAUUUUCGGGAAUGUUAACCCAGCCGAUUGGCAAAAGAAGAGCUAUGCAGUUUGUCAAUUUACCCAUCCUGGCAUCUUGGCUUCUUUUUCAUUUCUCCACAAGAACAGAGCAUCUUUAUGCAGCACUGUGUUUAAGCGGUCUGGGCGGUGGUCUAAUGGAAGCUCCAGUCCUAACCUAUGUGGCAGAAAUUACAGAACCAAAAUACCGCGGCAUUCUCUCAGCAUUGGGUUCAACAUGUGUUAUAACCGGUGUCUUUAUACAAUUCAUUAUGGGCUCCCUGAUGGAUUGGCGUACCAUAGCAGCUGUGAGUUCAGCUUUUCCAGUGAUAUCGAUUAUCGCGCUAUGUUUUAUACCAGAAUCUCCAACAUGGUUAAUACGUGAAGAACGUUUCCGUGAGGCCAUUAAAUCUUUACAAUGGUUAAGAGGUUGGGUACCUGAACAUAAAAUCGAAGAAGAAUUUAAUCGUUUAUACAAUGAGUUGAUAACUCAGCCUGCUAUGGAAAAUCAAGCUGAGCUUGAACAAAUGCAGGGCAAAAAGCCAGGAUUUUUCCAUCGCCUUUUGGUCUUCCGUAAACGGUCAUUUUUGGCACCCUUUCUUUUGGUGGCAUUUACAUUUUUUGUUGGCCAUUUCUCGGGUAAAACAUCGCUACAAACCUACGCUGUUCAGAUAUUCCACACUCUGAAGGCUCCCAUUAAUAAAUAUCAUGCUACCAUAUUGCUGGGAAUGGCUGAAAUGGUGGCGACGGUAUUGUGUGUCUUUCUCAUCCAUUUCACCGGUAAAAGGCCUUUGGUUUUGGUAUCCACAAUUGGUGUGGGUAUUUGUUUCUUUGGCACUGCAACCUAUGCCCAUUAUCUUAAGGUGGUGCCGGGCUUUGCUGUUAACAAUGUGGUGGUGAAUGCCUCUUCAAUUGUCCCCAAGGACAGUAUUAUAACACGGGAGAAUAUAACACAGCUAUACGAGACCGAAGAAAAGGCAUUAUUGCUAAAGGCUCCCCAACUGCAACAGCUGGAAGAACUGACCACAAUGAUACCAGAUCUCGGGGAGGAUAUGAUGGCACACAAAAGAACGUACAGUUUUGAUUUGGAAGAUUCUCAAGAGGUCACAACGGAAACCACCACUCUGGUGGAAGAACCAACUACCAUUUUAACACCAACAACAUCUAGCACUACAACGACAACAACAAAUCCACCGCCCACUAUUACACACACUGAUGAAUCGCGGAAAAGUCUUCCGGAAAAAGUCAAGGAAGAUAUCCUGCUGACAGUGCCCAAACAAGAAAUGAAUAAUCUGGUGUGGAUACCUUUGAUUUUAUUAUUGGGUGCCGCCUUUUUUGCCCAUUUAGGUAUUCGUAUGAUUCCAUGGAUAUUAAUUGGUGAAGUCUUUCCAGCCACAGUGCGUAGCACAGCCUCAGGUUUGGUUAGUGGUUUGGGUUAUAUUUUCGGUUUCUUGGCAAAUAAAUUAUUUUUGCAAAUGUUAUCGCUGCUUACAAUGCCUGGAACAUUUUGGUUCUAUUCGGCAGUGGCAUUAGUUGGAUGUGCAACAUUGUAUUUUACACUACCCGAAACGGAGGGAAGGACAUUGGGAGAAAUUGAGGCCCACUUCUCCAAAAAGUCACCCACAAAUCUGCUGUGUAAAAAACAACAAAAAUUGGAAAAACAACAGAAAAAACAAAUGACCCAAAAUAAUGAUACCCGCUAUCCAUGCCCCUUGCAUGUUGAACAUUUGGAAAAUCUUCAAAUACCCAUUGGACCCUAUACAGAGGCGAAAAUAAUACAGCUACAACAAAGUGAUUUCCUACCCAAUCGUCGUACGAAUGGCACUAAUGGUGAUGGUGUAACCAAUAUGGCCUAUGAAGAAGAAAGUAAUACCACACAUUUGUAG
This is a messenger RNA of Musca vetustissima, 2225 nucleotides long. RefSeq names its product facilitated trehalose transporter Tret1. NCBI's taxonomy places the organism in Eukaryota, Metazoa, Arthropoda, Insecta, Diptera, Muscidae. The record is from RefSeq and is a predicted model, not a curated record. Gene Ontology annotation, molecular function: transmembrane transporter activity. Gene Ontology annotation, biological process: transmembrane transport. Gene Ontology annotation, cellular component: membrane. The coding region runs from base 78 to 2225 and encodes 715 amino acids. The transcript is spliced from 8 exons.